Molecule: messenger RNA, 450 nt
Organism: Boeremia exigua
Lineage: Eukaryota; Fungi; Ascomycota; Dothideomycetes; Pleosporales; Didymellaceae
Product: cell cycle control protein cwf14
Exons: 1
Coding region: 1-450 (149 amino acids)
Biological process (GO): mRNA splicing, via spliceosome
Cellular component (GO): nucleus; spliceosomal complex
Source: RefSeq, a predicted model, not a curated record
AUGCCCCCAGUCCGUACAGCGCGUGCCUCGAAGAAGGCCCCACCAGACGGCUUCGAAGACCUGGAAGAUACACUCCUCGAAUUCCAGAACAAGAUGAAGGACGCUGAGAAUGCAUCGCACGAGGGCAAGAAGAAGUACGAGAUGACUUGGCCCAUCUUCCAGAUCACCCACCAGCGCUCACGAUACAUUUACGAACUGUACUACGAAAAAGAGGCCAUCAGCAAGCAGCUUUACGACUAUCUGCUCAAGAAUGGAUAUGCAGACGCCAUGUUAAUUGCCAAGUGGAAGAAACAGGGCUACGAGAAGCUGUGUUGCACCAGGUGCAUUCAGACCAAGGAGACGAACUUCAGGUCUACAUGCAUUUGCCGUGUGCCAAAGGAGCAGAUGAAGGAGAAUCAGGAUAUUCAGUGCGUAAACUGUGGCUGUAGGGGAUGUGCCUCGAGCGAUUGA